UUAGGUGACGGGGAACACGGCUCAAAAUGUAUUUCGUGAAAUACACCCUCUUCGUUUGAAGUGGAAAACGUUGGCCGCAAACGACGCGGCGUCGCGGUGAAACAUAUUUCGAGUGUUAAAAAUGACUUUUCGGACGAUGGUGUCGUCAUCCGGGACCAGGUUGGACUGGGCGUUUCUAUGGUGAUGCCACCACAGGCCGUCCCCACACGUCAACCCCACUCCGAGCAGAAGGCGGAAGACGCGCACCGCGAGACACUUGGCGAAAUAGGUAUCGACUCGUGUUUUCAUCAUGAACGUCUUUGACCGCAACAUCAACUUAGACGCGCUCUUCAAAUUUUCCCAGAUAUCGCAUUCAACCCAGCUGCACUUGAAGAAUGUGUACUCCAGCCUGGCAGUGUGUAUGUUUGUGGCUGCUGCAGGUGCCUACGUCCAUGUCGUCGCACGCCUCUUCCAGGCUGGCCUGCUCUCUGCGCUGGCCUCGCUGGGCAUGAUGGUCUGGCUGACAAUGACUCCACAUCAUCCUGGGACUGAGAAGAAGCGCCUGGCUAUCCUUGCUGGAUUUGCCUUCUUCACAGGUGUUGGUCUCGGCCCGACUCUGGACUUUGUCAUCGCGGUUAAUCCGAGCAUCAUUGUCACUGCCUUCAUGGGGACUUCCUUGAUUUUCAUCUGCUUCACUCUGAGUGCUCUGACUGCCAAACGAAGGAGCUACCUGUUCCUGGGAGGCACGUUGAUGUCCGGCCUCAGCCUCCUGCUCUUGAUGUCCCUGAUGAACAUCUUCUUCGGUUCAGUCAUGCUGUUCAAGCUGCACAUGUACCUGGGUCUGCUCAUCAUGUGCGGCUUCGUCCUGUUCGACACUCAGCUCAUCAUUGAGAAGGCAGAAAACGGAGACAAGGAUUACGUCUCGCACUGUGUGGAUUUGUUCCUGGACUUCAUCACCAUCUUCAGGGAGCUGAUGGUCAUCCUGGCCAUGAAUGACAAGGACAAGAAGAAGAAGAGCAAGUAAAGCACUGGCACCACCAGCACGCACGUCAUCUCUUCACCUUUUCUUAAAAUCACCCCUCUGAUGGAAAAAAAAGAAAGUUAAGUGAACGUUUUCUUUAUCGAUCGCAGAUGAAUGAGUUGAUCAAUAAGUCGUGGAGACAGUCCGAGAGCCGACUUGUCUUUCUUCGUCAAGUUUUAGUUCUUGUAAUUGCUCUUGUGUCAUUUAGUGCCAUAACUACGAGACCUUGUCGGCUCCUCCGAGUCGUGUGAGCUUCUGAUCCUUUUCGUUCUUGUCCUUUAGUUGAGUCCGCUGCUCCACACACACAGUGGCCCGUGCUGAGCGUGGCCCACCGUGGUUCAUUAGUUCACAUGUUCUUCCCAGGUGGACACUAGUGAUGCCUGGUGACUCUGUGAUCAGAUGUUCUCAUGUUAGGUUGUGGACUGUCAUUCUCCAUCCAUGUUUUGAAACUGUCUACUAUGAACCAGUUAUUUAAUUGUGAAAGUUCGAUUAAAAAAUGAUGCAUUUGCUCAUA
Molecule: messenger RNA, 1514 nt
Organism: Synchiropus splendidus (mandarinfish)
Lineage: Eukaryota; Metazoa; Chordata; Actinopteri; Syngnathiformes; Callionymidae
Gene: tmbim6
Product: testis enhanced gene transcript (BAX inhibitor 1)
Exons: 10
Coding region: 290-1003 (237 amino acids)
Biological process (GO): negative regulation of apoptotic signaling pathway; negative regulation of RNA splicing; negative regulation of endoribonuclease activity
Cellular component (GO): mitochondrial membrane
Molecular function (GO): enzyme binding
Source: RefSeq, a predicted model, not a curated record